Messenger RNA from Parathielavia appendiculata, 384 nucleotides. RefSeq lists its product as uncharacterized. The record is from RefSeq and is a predicted model, not a curated record. The transcript is spliced from 2 exons. NCBI's taxonomy places the organism in Eukaryota, Fungi, Ascomycota, Sordariomycetes, Sordariales, Chaetomiaceae. The coding region runs from base 1 to 384 and encodes 127 amino acids.
AUGGACACUCGGUCGAGUUUCCAACGAUGUGCACCGGCAAACCUCAACGACCUCAAACCCGCAACAGCAGACACAUCCAAUAUUUUCUUCCACUUCAGUCACUACAUCUCCUCCCAGCCCUCCCGCGUGAACAGCCUCAACCCGUCGCACCAAGACAUUCUCGCAACAAUGUCGAGCAACAACUCGGGAAACUCCUCGCGCAACUGGGACGACAUCCUCAAGCACGGCUCGGCGCUGAGCAUCUUGAAACCUGAUGUUGCCUUUUCUGGGACCAGUUCGGGCAGCACCUCGGGCUCGACUUCGGGUGGCCCGUCUGGCGGCUCUUCUGGUGGCAGCACAUACCCGUCUGGCGGUCAGACCUCUGGAAGCACCACUCAACGCUGA